Malania oleifera is the source of this 652-nucleotide messenger RNA. RefSeq names its product early nodulin-like protein 5. The transcript has 2 exons. The coding region runs from base 1 to 582 and encodes 193 amino acids. NCBI's taxonomy places the organism in Eukaryota, Viridiplantae, Streptophyta, Magnoliopsida, Santalales, Ximeniaceae. Gene Ontology annotation, molecular function: electron transfer activity. Gene Ontology annotation, cellular component: plasma membrane. The record is from RefSeq and is a predicted model, not a curated record.
AUGGGUGAUAGCUGUCUUAGCAUUAAAGCUGUGAAAGAAGUGUGGAAGAUGAUGAUGAAGUUGUUGGUAUUAUUAAUGAUGAUGAGCAGUAGUAGCAGCAGUAAUGGGGUGAGGGGUGUAGAGUUUGAGGUUGGCGGGGAGAAGGGGUGGACGAUUCCUUCCUCCAAGGAUGACUCCCAGCUUUACAACCACUGGGCCUCCCACAAUCGCUUCCAGCUCCAUGACACCCUUCGGUUCAAGUACAAGAAAGACUCAGUGUUAGUGGUGAGCAACGUGGAGUACGAGAAAUGCCGAUCCUCACAUCCUAUGUUCUACUCCAACAAUGGUAACACCCUCUUCCUGUUGGACCGUCACGGCCUGUUCUAUUUCAUCAGCGGCGUCGCCGGCCACUGCGAGCGAGGCCAGAGGAUGAUCAUUAAGGUUCUCGACACCCAAUCUCCACCGUCCGCCGCCGCCGGAAAUAGCUCCUCCAGUGCAUCCCCACAGAGCAGUGCCGGAGUUCCUCAAAUGGCCGCCGUCUCUUUCCCAAUGAUCAUGCUCUUCGUCGUCGCUUCCUCAUUCCUUAUGCGAACUUUUAUGUAGUGACACUAGUCCUGUCAUGAUGCUGUGCUAGCGCUAGCAUUAUUAUUUUUAUUAUUAAUCAUUGAUUAUU